UAUCUUUCUGUUCAUUUUCCCUUCUCAAGAGACUAACAGCUAUGUCUGUUUGCAUCUCUACCUUACUGGCCAGGUAUAUGGAUUCUUGCAAGAGGCAUGGUGUGCCAACCAAUCCUGCUGUCCUCUCAGGGCUAUAUAAGGUAAACUUGUCUUGACCCUAGCUGGAAAAGGAUCACAACAAAGUAAACCAAUUAUGGUUACCCAUAGCUGACCGGCUCAAACCAAGGGUUAAGGAUUCACACUCGUGACCUUGUGGUUACAAGUGUGGAUCUCUUGCCAUCUUGACUGGGUUACCUUUCAGAUAAGCUUUCUUGUUUCUACAAAAAAAUGCAGUGAGGAGUUUAAAAGGAUUCAGCUUUUAGAUGGUUUAAUCUCAGAGGUUAAAACUUUUCUGUUGUUGUUCAGUCCAUGGAGCAGAAAAGAACACACCAGGAGUGCACCAUAGUGCUUUCACUCGAUGAUCUCGAAGAUGAUGACUUAUCUCCCCUUAUUGAUUUCUUCCAAGAAGUGCACUCUUUUGACAUUGAUGCUGUGGAUAUUCUUUGUAGAUUGCCCCGUGUCUUGAACCAAGAGUUAGUCUUGGCCUUAAUGCAUGCGGUUGGUUCAAAACUACGGACUGCCAAUCUCCAGGAUAUACUAUUGAAAGAGGAUAUUGCACAGGAUAUUUUCGAAGGUGGUUUAAAUUGCCAAUUGCUGAAACUAAGAUUCACCGAGAUUCGGAAGCUCAACAUGGCUGGGAGUUUUGCACAAUUGCACACGCUUAAUCUGGAUUUCUGUUCUUCACUUACUGGCUUAGAGAAGGAUUGCUUUGCUUGCCUGCCAAAACUAAUGCGCCUUUCAAUGUGUGGAACGAGAAUUGCUGAUCUUUGGACAACCACCGCUGCCUUGUUGAGACUUCCUUCUUUGAUAGAACUUCGGUUUCAAAAUUGUGUAGGUUGCGAAGACACUGGAAUAUGCCUUGCACCAUCCAAUGUUUCUGCAGAUGGACCGGGGCACCCACUUUCUACUGGCAAUCUGUUGCCUAUUUCUGAGUAUCUGAGUUUACCUAAGCAGCCAUCUGUUCAGUCGGGGGAUAGAGAUCUUGUUCAUAUUGAAGGGAUUAUGCCAUUGGAUUUGUCCUCUGUCUCCCAUUCUGGAGCAGAAAUUUUGGAACCUGAGAUCUCUCUCAGUGAAUUGCAUAUUAAAGAGAGAAAUGAGUCUCCUCCUACACACUUGAAGCUGAGAGAUGCAUCGUUUUUUUCUAAGAUGUAUGCUUCUCAUCAUCCAUCGCCCAUCUGCUUCGAGAAACACUACAGGGAGUACAUGAUUGUAUUAUUGCCUCGUCUAGAAGUGCUGGAUAAUGUGCCCAUACAGAAAAACGACAGAGAAAUGGCCAAAACUGUUUACUCAAAUCAUUUUGAAUAUCUACCAUGCAAACGCACGUUCAAGGAGAGUGUUUUAAGUAUUUUGCACAUGCGUGAAACCAGAACAAAGAAUUUAUACUGCAAAACUCCUUCAAGGGUAAAGCGAUCCGCUUCUUUUGGAAAAAGCCAAAUUUCCUAUUCCAGGUCUCUUUGUGCUGCCAAAUUUGGGGCUUCAUCGUGUCCUUCCAUGCAUCUCAUGUCUCAUAUAAGUGAUUUUAUUAACAAGGGCAGAAAAGUCCCUCAACCGAGACAGUUUGAAUACCACCCGUCUGAUCCUGGUCUGAUGUCUUGUGGAACUUUAGAUGGGGAAGUGAUCAUCGUAAACCAUGAGAAGGGAAAUGUUUUUACGUACAUUCCACCUUUUGGAAUGAGUAGCAGCGUUUUGGGGCUUUGUUGGCUGAACAAGCAUCCGUCUAAGCUACUUGUUGGUUGCGAUAAUGGUUCUUUGAGAUUGUAUGACAUCAAUCACGUGAUGGCAGAAGCAGAAGGCAUCUAUUGUAGUUCUGGCCCGGUAACUUUUGAGAAGUUUGAACAUUUGACUUCGGUUCAUGUCAAUUCAACCGAUGAUAGAUUCCUCACGAGUGGUUAUACAAAGAAAGUUGCUAUAUUUGAUAUUUGUAGUGGCAGACGCUUACAUACUUUUAGCGAUAUGCAUAGUGAACCCAUCAAUGUUGCUAAAUUCGCAAAUCAUUCCCCUAAUAUGUUGGUCACAUCAUCAUUUGACCAUCAUGUCAAAAUGUGGGACUUGAGGCAGCAACCUAUUCGCCCUUGCUAUACUGCUUCGAGCUCGAGAGGGAAUGUGAUGGUCUGUUUUUCUCCCGACGAUCUUUAUCUUCUUGUGUCAGCUAUAGACAACGAGGUGAAACAAAUCUUGGCAGUCGAUGGAAGACUUCAUACGGAUUUUGGUAUAACUUCAACGGGUAGCGCUCAUAAUUACACGCGUUCAUAUUACAUGAAUGGGAGGGACUAUAUCAUUAGCGGAAGUUGUGAUGAAUCAGUUGUGCGGAUUUGCUGUGCUCAAACUGGGAAACGGUUGAAGGACUUGUAUCUCGAGGAUAACGACUUUGGAGGCUCAAUACUGGUGCAGUCACUUCGAAGUGAUCCUUUUAGACAUUUUCACAUGGCGGUCUUGGCAGCGUAUCCUCACCCCAACUCAAAGCGGGAUAUUAUCAAGGUGAAUCUGGUGGAAUCUUGCUAGUUGCUAAUGUGACAUACAGAUGAUAAAGAGUAUCUGAAUAUAUAUAUAUAUAUGCUGCUUGCAGAAGUGCAAGUAUAGUUUUGAGGUUCAUUAUAUUGGUUCUUCUUUUCUUUUCUGAAUUGAAUUGUAUCGGGUACUGUAAAGACACUAUAAUCGACAUACAGUUUGAAUACUCAAAUUAUAUCAACACAGUAUCGAUUAACACUUUACAAGGCAUUUGGUUGGGCGUAA
Molecule: messenger RNA, 2832 nt
Organism: Ipomoea triloba (trilobed morning glory)
Lineage: Eukaryota; Viridiplantae; Streptophyta; Magnoliopsida; Solanales; Convolvulaceae
Exons: 11
Coding region: 409-2601 (730 amino acids)
Biological process (GO): cellular response to UV-B
Cellular component (GO): Cul4-RING E3 ubiquitin ligase complex
Molecular function (GO): protein binding
Source: RefSeq, a predicted model, not a curated record